GAAUUAAGAGUAAAAUCUUCCCGAAGAUAGAAGUUUGGGAAUUUCCCAUUGACUCACAUUUCAGAAAAAGCUUGUACUUAAUCGUCAGAGCUCAGAGCGAGCCGCGGUGAGUUCAGGAGACACAAGGACAGGACACUUCGCUGAGAACCGAACCAGUGACCACCUGGCUUCCAGUGAGAACAGGCGGCCAUGAUGGAACCCAAACCUCGGAAGAGUUCAGGCAAACAAUUUACAUUAUAUUAUGAAAAUGAAGUCUGCAAACAAGAUUACUUUAUUAAAUCACCACCUCCUCAGCUUUUCUUCUCUGCAACCUCUUGGAAAAAGCGGCUUUUCAUCCUGUCAAAGAGUGGAGAAAAGGGCUUUAGUCUUUCCUAUUACAAAGACCAUCAUCACCGAGGUUCUAUUGAACUUGAUCAAAGUUCCAGUAUAGAAGUCGGCAUCAGUAACCAUGAAAAAAUGCAAUCCGUACAGAAGAUGUUUAACUGCCAUCAUGACGAAGUGAUGUCGAUCAGGGCCACUAACAGGGAAUACUUCCUCAUUGGCUAUGACAGGGAGAAGAUUAAAGACUGGGUCUCUUUCUUGUCAUCCCUCUGCCGGAGUAUAAAAGCAGCACGCCAGAAUACAGGGGAGAAACUCUCAUUUGGUGAUACAAGGCCCUCUUCAGACCCCAUCCCUCUCCGUGUUCUUUCCUACACACCGGAGGCUGUCAGCACGACCACAGCAAGAAAAAGUCUUCCAGACAUGCAUUUAAUGGAAAAAAGGUCUUCAGGACUCAGAGAAGCUCGUCUACCGCAUGCCUUCUUGCCAGAGACCGCUCAAGAUACAGAAGAAGAGAGUCAUUAUAGUAAUCCUCGAAGUAUUCUUAGAGAGUUGGAAAAUAAUACUGCUGCCAAUGAUUCUGGUGAACCCGUUGAACCCAUUGGACCUGGUAGUCCAGACCAGGUCUCCGAGGCAGUUGAGUGUCAUUACAUGUCCAUGAAAUCCUGUGUUUCCAAAGAGUCGUCCCAUAAGUCUGCUGAUGGCAAAGAGGAAUCCCAGACCCUGGCAGAUAUCCUGAACGGGGAGCUUCACCCACAAGAACAAGGCUCAGGAACGGGCUCUUGUCUUUCACCUGCCAAUACGGAAGCACAGAUCACGAAUGACAAAAAGGGGGCGGCCUCACUAAGUGUUGUGCAAUUGUCUAUACUAAUCAAUAACACCCCCGAUGAAAUCCAAGUGGAGAAGCUGAACAUGUUCCUUUCUCCUCCUGACAUCAUAAACCAUCUUGCUCUCAGAGAAGCUGCAGGACGGAUAUGUGUGGCUCAGUGGGAUGGCCCCCCGCACCUGGGAUGCUUAUUUUUUCACGGAGAUCACCUUUUGGCCGUGAAUGACCUGAAGCCCCAGAGCCUGGAGGAGGCUUCCUUGUUUCUCAGCCGGUCCAUCCAGAGGGAGAAAGUAAAACUCACCAUCGCUCGGAUCCCAAAUUCAGAGAAAUUCCACGGAAUAGCCUGUACAUGCCACUUACCAGACCAAGGUAUUAAACCUUCUAAACUGGAUACGUCUGUACUGGAGAGGACACUGGAGAGGAGUCUAGCCAUUAAAAAGGGUCAGCAGAAAGGAUCUGGAGAGUAACGUGCUGGGGCCCACGGCCGACAAGCGAGGAUGGGCCCCAGACUCUGUGCUGAGCUCUGCCCCUCACCGCUGUGUGAUAGCAGGCAGUCAACACAGCUCUCUGAGUUUCUCCAUCUGCAUCUUAACAAUGGGAAUAACCAUCCCAUCUCUGGCUAUUGCGUCAGGAUGUUGAGAGGCCCAAGUGGGAUGAUAACUAUGGAACACAGUGAAAAUGUAAGGCCUUAUUAUCUCAGACUUUGUCCCAAACACCACAGACUGAGAUUGGGUAAGUUUCUCAUCUAAAGUGUGCUGUGUGUUCGGUGAGGUCAUGGUCCACACAGUCUCUUCUUUGUUAGGGAAUGGACAGUUGGAAACACUCAUUUCGGGAAGCCAAGAUUCCCGAGAGAGAUGUGGUACCGUAUCAGCCUUCCCAGACACCUCCUGCUGUUCAUCACAUGCAGAAUGCUAAGACACAGUGACUUCUUGGAUUCAACGAUCAUCUUGUUUUCUUAAAGACCAAGGAACAAUUUCAGAAGUCCAAGCAAUUUUAAGGUUAUAUCCAGCAAAGUUUGCUUGCUCUACAAGUAAUAAGGGAACUGCUUAGCACUUCUAAGUUUGAAAGUUCUUAACUAAUUGAUGCAUUAACUCAUUGAUCCUAAAAGGCCAAAAGGUCAAGUCUUCUUUCAUAAAUAAGAAAACAAAUGCAGAGAACUAAAGGAUGAAUCAAAUGGGGGAAUGGUAGAGCAAAAGAGGCCUUCGGAAAAUAGAUCUUACUGUGUUGCCAUUUCACACGGGAAGAAAUCAAGGCCUCAGACAUUUAAUGAUAUAUUUUCUUCAUGGCUCCUGGUUUCAUAGCCAUUUAUGGCAGAACCAAGAAUCUAAAACCAGCUCUGAGAAACAGCUGUCCUGAUCUUCACUUUGUAUUUGGAUUUAGAUUUGAAAAGACCUUCAGCACACAGAUGAG
This is a messenger RNA of Globicephala melas (long-finned pilot whale), 2554 nucleotides long. It is a transcript of the gene PLEKHS1, whose product is annotated as pleckstrin homology domain containing S1. The record is from RefSeq and is a predicted model, not a curated record. NCBI's taxonomy places the organism in Eukaryota, Metazoa, Chordata, Mammalia, Artiodactyla, Delphinidae.